CCGGUGCUCCAGCCGCGUGGGUGCCAUGGCAACGGAGGGAGCCGGGGACCUGGCUUCCGGAAGCAGGAGCGCUCGGGCUUGGAAGCUAGCCUGGUCCAAGGAUGCUGAGCCCUGAACGCCUAGCCUUACCGGACUACGAGUAUCUGGCCCAGAGACAUGUCCUCACAUACAUGGAAGAUGCAGUGUGCCAGCUACUAGAGAACAAGGAAGACAUUAGCCAAUAUGGCAUUACCAGGUUCUUCACUGAAUAUUUUAACAGUGUAUGCCAAGGAACUCACAUCCUCUUUAGAGAAUUCAGCUUCGUCCAGGCCACCCCACACAACAGGGCUUCCUUCUUACGGGCCUUCUGGAGGUGCUUCCGAACAGUGGGCAAAAAUGGUGACCUGCUGACCAUGAAGGAGUAUCACUGUCUGCUGCAGCUGCUGUGCCCCGACUUCCCGCUGGAGCUCACGCAGAAGGCCGCCAGGAUCGUGCUCAUGGACGACGCCAUGGACUGCCUGAUGUCCUUCUCCGAUUUCCUCUUCGCCUUCCAGAUCCAAUUUUACUACUCAGAGUUCCUGGAGAGCGUGGCAGCCAUCUACCAGGACCUGCUGUCCGGCCGGACCCCCAACACGGUGGUCGUGCCCACGUCGUCGAGCGGGCAGCACCGCCAGCGGCCAGCCCUGGGCGAGGCCAGCAUGCUGGAGGGCGUGGAGGCAUCACAGUUCUCCCAGCGCCUGGAGAGCCUGUGUGAUCGGCAUAAGUACAGCUGCCCGCCCCUGGCGCUUAUCAAGGAGGUCCUAAGCAAUGUGCAGAGACUGACGUUCUACGGAUUCCUCGUGGCUCUCUCCAAGCAUCACGGGAUCAACCAAGCCCUCGGAGCUUUGCCUGGCAAAGGGGACCUGAUGCACGACCCCGCCAUGGACGAGGAGCUGGAACGGCUGCUGGCCCAGGUCCCCGGCCUGGUCACCCCAGUCUCGGCCAGUCCGGAGGUCAGCCACCUGCCUGCUGGGAACCCUCCCCGAGUUGGCUCCCCCUGGAGACCCCUACACCACGCCCGCAAAGCGGAUAUGGAGAGCGAUGGUUCCAACGACGAGACAGAUGAAUCCGAGACCUGAGCAGCCCGGGGGUCCCGUGUGCAGCGCCCCUUCCCCGAAUCCCACCCAGGCCCAGGGACUCCCACCCUGCACCCUCUCUGCGCCCUGCUGCCCGUGGGCUGGUGACAGGGCCGAGUACCAGCCCCCAUGCUGACCUGCCAGCUGCCCUCCC
Messenger RNA from Sorex fumeus (smoky shrew), 1248 nucleotides. RefSeq names its product centriolar satellite-associated tubulin polyglutamylase complex regulator 1 (gene CSTPP1). The transcript is spliced from 9 exons. Lineage: Eukaryota; Metazoa; Chordata; Mammalia; Eulipotyphla; Soricidae. The coding region runs from base 102 to 1097 and encodes 331 amino acids. The record is from RefSeq and is a predicted model, not a curated record.